Brassica oleracea var. oleracea is the source of this 1265-nucleotide messenger RNA. RefSeq lists its product as uncharacterized. NCBI's taxonomy places the organism in Eukaryota, Viridiplantae, Streptophyta, Magnoliopsida, Brassicales, Brassicaceae. The record is from RefSeq and is a predicted model, not a curated record. The transcript has 3 exons. The coding region runs from base 81 to 1082 and encodes 333 amino acids.
UUCACCCUUUUGCUUCUUCUACUCAACGUUGGUUGAGCCAACUCCUUUCUCUCUUCCCUCUCUCAAAGAAUACUCUUGCAAUGGUAAAUCAACUAAAGGAGAAGAAGGAACAAGUUCAACAACAACAGCAGCAGAAUCUUGACCCUGAAACUGAAUCUUCUCGAUUCUUCUUCUGCGGGAGCUUUUGCUCUGCCCUGUCGCGUCUGUUUAGUCUAACAUGUGUGAUCUUUUUGGUCCUUAGCUUUGCGACUCUCCUUUCAGCGAUCUUCUGGCUAUUCCCGCCGCGUCGAUCGCUGCCUAGACACCAUGCUGAUGAUAUAGUUCAUCUCAAUGCAUCAGUACAAGCAUGCUUUAGACUCCACAAACCAGCUUCUAAGGUCAUUUCCCAUAGAGGAAAACUAGAGAAGGAUAUCUUUUCAAGUUUAGAUCUCAGGAACCACACCAAGGUGACUGUUCUGUCUCUGCAUCAACCAGGUGCAUCUAACUUCACUGAAGUCAAGUUUGGAGUUCUGCCUGUACUUACUAACCAUACAUUAAGAAAAGACUCGUUAACUUCCCUGCGAUCUUCUUUCGUUAACCUCUUUGCUCAAAGGUCGAGUCUGAACCUAAACAAAUCAACUUUCGGGAAGCCAACUUCUUUUCAGGUUCUCAAGUUCCCUGGUGGAAUAACUGUGGAUCCUCUGGGACUCGAACCCGUCUCUGGAUUACUAACGCUUGUGUUUAGCUUCACACUCGACGUUUCCUUGUCCGAGAUACAACACAAAGUGGACCUGCUAAAGAAUCAGCUCGAGCUUGUGUUGCAUUUGGAGGUGUUCGAGAGUUUUCGUGUCGUUCUAACUAAUCAUAAAGGAUCUACAGUAUCUCCUCCUGUAACUGUUCGGGGUUGUGUUGUCUCAACAACCAUGACAACUGUGGAAAGCCAUAUUCAGCAGAGAUCCAACAAUCUUGCUCAGCCUCCUGCUAAGAACUUCGGUCUAGACAACUCAGUUUUUGGUGAAGUCAAGAAUGUUACUUUCACAGCUUACCCGGAGGGCACAGUUCUUGAUUCUGAUUCGGUGUUGGCACUAACGCCAAGUUCUUGACAUGAAGCUUCUUACCAAACUGGGCAAAAACAGUUUUCUCUUUUCCUUUUUUAGGUACCUUAAUAUCUCAAUUGGCAAAGGAUGAAAAUUUGUGUGAAUGUUUCUUGUCUUACUUGCUAAGUAGCGGUGAUAAAAUGUAUAAUAAAGAUUAAUAACUUGUUAUGGCAAACAACUUGCACCACC